ACUGACAGGCAGGCAGGAGCCUCUUGCGUGAGCCUCGUCACUGAAUCGACCAGCUUGGACUAAACCAAACACGCCCCCACGACCUUAAACUCAUCGCAACAACAUUGAACUCAAACAAUCCCUGAACUCGAACCCUCCAAUUCAAACCUUGGCCGAUAAUUACAGAUCUUGAGGGGCCUACAUCGCGAUCGCUACCAUGUCUGACGGAGUUUUAAAGCCCGAGAAGGACUUCUCGAAGGAGGUUGACCAGCAGCUUCCCGAAGCUGAGAAGCUGGCUGCGUCCGGUAACCUCCAAGGCGCCAUUGAGAAGCUUGCUGCGCUCGAGAAGCAAACCCGACAAGCCUCCGAUCUUGCGUCCACAUCACGAGUCCUGAUCGCAAUCGUUACACUAUGCAAAAACGCUGGCGACUGGAGCUUGUUGAACGACCAGACCUUGGUCUUGUCCAAGAAGCACAGUCAGCUCAAGCAGGCCAUCACCAAGAUGGUCCAGACUGUCAUGGGCUUCCUUGACGACACUCCCGACCUAAAGACCAAGCUGUCUGUAAUCGAGACCCUGCGAACAGUAACAGAAGGAAAGAUCUUCGUCGAAGUCGAGCGAGCCCGUGUUACCAAGAUCCUGUCCGACAUUAAGAAGAAGCAGGGUGAUCUAAAAUCCGCCACCGAGAUUCUUUGCGAGCUUCAAGUCGAGACCUUUGGUUCCAUGGAUCGACGGGAAAAGACCGAGUUUAUUUUGGCGCAGGUCGAGCUAUGCAUUGAGAGCGGAGACUGGACACAGGCUGCUAUUCUAGGACGCAAGAUCAGCACUCGCUAUCUUUCUCGCAAGCCUAAAAAGACGGCCGAGCAGCUUGAGAAGGAGCAAAAGGAGCGUGAAAAGAAGAAGGCACGCGGCGAGGAGGUUCCCGAGGAGAAGGAGGAUGACACAACUGAUCUGAAGCUGCGUUACUACGAGCAGCAGAUCAUCCUUGCCAAACACGAGGAGAAGUACCUGGAUGUGUGCAAGCAUUAUCGGCAGGUUCUGGACACAGAAGCAGUCGAGGAAGACCCGACCAAGCUUCGACCUGUCCUGCAACGUAUCAUCUACUUUGUCAUCCUAGCUCCCUAUGACAACGAACAGCACGACCUCCUUCACCGAAUCCACAAAGACACACGCAACUCUGAAGUUCCAGCCGAAGCAGAACUUCUGCGACUCUUUACUGUUCAUGAGUUGAUGCGAUGGCCAGAGAUUUCUAAGAGAUUCGGCCCUCACCUCUGCAGUACCGAUGUCUUUGACGCCCAGCUGGGUCAAUCUUCGGACGACAAGGCUCACCAGCGAUGGCAGGAUCUGCGAAAGCGAGUGAUUGAGCACAACGUCCGAGUUAUUGCCAAGUACUAUACUCGCAUCCAGAUGAGCCGCCUGACUCAGCUACUUGAUCUUGCCGAGGACGAGACAGAGAAGUACAUCAGUGAGCUUGUAACUUCCAAGACUGUCUACGCCAAAAUUGACCGACCCGCACGAAUUGUAAGCUUCGCAAAGCCUAGAGAUGCUGACGAUGUCCUCAACGAAUGGAGUCACAACAUGAAGAGUCUUCUGGGACUAUUGGAAAGAAUUGAUCAUCUCAUCACCAAGGAGGAGAUGAUGGCACGAAUCCAGCCUGCCAAAUAAGAUUUUGGAGUACAGGAUAGAGCAGUUCAUAAUUCAUGACGGUUUGGGUGGUCUGUAAUUAUACAGGUUAGAUAGUCCUCGGGAUGAGGACGUAUGACAUGGUAUUUGGUGUAUUUCACCAAGUCUAUCUAUUCGUAUGCGUCUUAGUCUAUAUGCGUUUUCCCAAAAUUCAAUGAGAACGUCGCAACAAAAAAUCAUCCCUCGACAAGAAUUUUCAUUACCGCUCUACUCUAUGCUCAUUGUUCUGACCAUGCUCCUUGAUGAAGCCAGCCAGAGGCGCUGCCCACUGUUUGGACACAGGUACGUGGUGACCUCCUGGGUGAACAAGUACGAGAGGGUCUUGACAACGAUCUGUGAGAGCUCGGCUUCGACUCUCGUCAACCACUGUGUCAAGACUACCAAGGAAGUGUAAUGAAGGAGUCUUGAUCUUGGGCUCAUAGCAGAACUGGAGCGAGUUGGGGGUGGCCCAGAAUCCGGAGUACGAAACAACGAACUUAAGAGCCUUCCCAGAGUUUGCUUCUCUGAGGCCUCUCGCCCAAUCUCCCUCCUUUCCUUCAGGCAGAGUGCGUUCUGGCUCAAGAGCAGCUGCUACAAGUGCAGCCAUGGCACCACCCUGGCUGAAACCGCACACUGCAUCGAUGCCCUCUGCUUCUCGAAUGGCAUGUCCAACAGUAGCCAUGCCCUCGUCGAACAGUCGAUAAUUUCCGGUGGCUUCAUCUUUGCGGAACCAUGCCCAUGUAUCGGGUUGGUAGUCCUCUGGCUGAGGCUCCUCAGGGGGUUGAUAGCCUGGAAUGUCUUCUGGACUUAGGCGGUUGGGACCAGUGGCAUAAAGGAAGACAGGGAGAAGUGAGAUAGGGUUGAGUAAUUUGACAAGUGUCUUCUCCAAGGCACGAGUUUUGGCUCGGAAUAGAGCGCCAGAUUGUGUGUAGCCUGGUGAUAAAUGUCAGUGAGGGACUUGUGAAAUUACGAGUGAGUCCAGGGUAUGCUAAAGAUGACCGAGAGUCAUUUGGAAUGCGUCUCUUUGCAUGAAUGUCAUGGUUACUCACCAUGAAGCAUGAGAAUCUUGACCUCGUGUUUUCCAUUGCCAUUCGGCUUAGGAGCUGUGGUCGCGGUCAUUGUAGAUAAGCAAACUUUGUAUGAAGAAAAGGUGAAAGAUGAGGCUCGUCUAAUCGUAGUCACAGUUGGUCUAGCAGCAGAAAAAGUACUAAGAAGA
Molecule: messenger RNA, 2855 nt
Organism: Fusarium verticillioides 7600
Lineage: Eukaryota; Fungi; Ascomycota; Sordariomycetes; Hypocreales; Nectriaceae
Product: 26S proteasome regulatory subunit N5
Exons: 4
Coding region: 197-1642 (481 amino acids)
Cellular component (GO): nuclear proteasome complex; proteasome regulatory particle, lid subcomplex; cytoplasm
Source: RefSeq, a predicted model, not a curated record